Racocetra fulgida is the source of this 228-nucleotide messenger RNA. The record is from the annotation of a GenBank genome assembly. NCBI's taxonomy places the organism in Eukaryota, Fungi, Glomeromycota, Glomeromycetes, Diversisporales, Gigasporaceae.
AUGUCCAAUGAUUGGCCGAAAAUAUGCGGAAAAUACACUAAAUGGUUAGAAGAUGAAGUGGCAAAUGGUAAUAUACACCUUUUUGAUUAUUCACUGUUCAGCGAUAUUGAUGCUAUUGGAAGAGGCGGGUUUGGAUAUAUUUAUUCGGCUGACUAUAAUGGAGAAAAAGUCGCAUUGAAAAACCUCCAAACCAAAGAAGCAACUAAAGAGUUUGUUAAUGAGUUCUAG